This is a messenger RNA of Liolophura sinensis, 6009 nucleotides long. RefSeq names its product myeloid differentiation primary response protein MyD88-like. Gene Ontology annotation, cellular component: plasma membrane. The record is from RefSeq and is a predicted model, not a curated record. Gene Ontology annotation, biological process: toll-like receptor 4 signaling pathway; Toll signaling pathway; positive regulation of canonical NF-kappaB signal transduction. Lineage: Eukaryota; Metazoa; Mollusca; Polyplacophora; Chitonida; Chitonidae. Gene Ontology annotation, molecular function: TIR domain binding; Toll-like receptor binding.
CUCAGGAACAGAGCUAGAAGAACUUUGUCCAUGUUCCUCAAUCUCAAAUCUCAGGUGCUACUGAAAGUUUAUUAUAUGCCAGACUUCACCGGGUUCGCAGAACUAAUCGGUUAUGAGUAUUUGGAGACAUGCAAUUUUGAGAGAAGUGCUGAUCCUAUGGGAACGCUUUUGGAUGACUGGGGUAGCGGGACUCGUCCUAAUGCCACUGUGGGCAAACUGUGCAAAAUCCUACAGGAGUUGGGCAGAGUAGAUGUGCUGACCUCAGUUUUGCCUGUUAUAGAAAAUGACAUCCACGUAUGGGAGGAGAAUCAGAAACAGCUUAAGAGUUAUCAGAUUGUCCAGGAUGAGACUGUGUCCCAGAGCUCCAGGUCUGACACCGAUCACAAUGUUGAUCAGUUCAAGUACAUGACAAAUGGCGAUGUGGCUCACGGGGCACCACAGUACUACGACGCAUUUGUCUGUCAUUCCAUUGAUGACAUCGCAUUUGUAAAAGAGAUGAUUUCACACCUUGAGUCCAGCAAGCACAAUCUUAAAUUGUGUGUACCUGAGCGUGACAUGCUGGCCGGAGGGUCGUACCACACUAUCUCAGCCAGGUUGAUUGAGGAGAGGUGUAAAAAGAUGGUUGCCAUUGUGUCUCCAAACUUCCUCAAAAGUCCUCAGUGUGAUUUUCAGAUCAAAUUUGCCCAUGCAGUGUCUCCAGGAUCGAGAAGUAAGAAGGUGAUUCCUGUGCUGAAGGAGUUGUGUCAACUCCCAUCUAUCCUCAGACACAUCACGAUUUGUGACUUCACCAAGGGAGAUCUGAAGGAAUGGUUUUGGGAUAGACUUGCGAGAGCCAUCCAAAUGCCUGUAGAUACAUCACCUGCCACAGAUGCUCUGGACAGACAGCGUCUGAGCCAAGUUCAUUUUAAAAUUGAAUCCUCUCCAUCUUCUAGUAACAUAUGGCCUAAAAAUGAAAGUGAAACCAGCAGCUCUUCAAAUAACAGUCAUUCAUCUACUCGCUCAUCCAAUAACUCAGCUAGUCAUUCAUCCACUCGGUCAGCCAUCCAUUCCAGUCGCUGUUAAGAAGUAGUGACCUGGUCCCUGUUUGUUCAUCAAAUAAUUAAAAUCUUCCUGAGUUGUCUUUGGUGAAUCAGGGUUAACUGAUAGUUUCACAAUGUCCACCGAUUUUUUGUAUAAAGAGCUGAGUUUACAUUUAUUCAUUUUAAGGUUUUCUAAAGACUUCUUUUUAAACUGUUAGCAGUUAUGGAAAGGUGUAUUUGAAAGGUGUUAAGCAAAACACUACACUGUUGCUUUAUUUUUCACCAGUGUCAACACUGUAGUGGUCUAUGGAAUUUUUCAGACUUAAUUCAUAGAUCUAAUUAUAUUUUAUCACGAAACUUAAGCAUAAUUUGUACCUAGCCUCUGGCAUCAGUAUAUCAGAAUAUUUUGUACUCAUCAUAAUAUGUAUGUAUUUUCUCAAGCAUGACUACAUUCUGAUUUAUGUUCUGAACAUAAAUGAAUUGAUGGUUAUUUAUAAAAAUUAGUUACAUUUUAUUAUGGUUAUUUCAGUUAUUGUGUGAAGUGGAAACUGUUAACGGAGCAUUGUCUUUAGGAAUUCUUAAAUCUCAGCUUAUCAGUUCUCAUUUAUGCGAAAAACACUUUAACCGUCUCAAUUUGUAAUAGGAGUAUUAGCAUAGCAGAUGAUAGAUAAGGUGUCAGGUGUGGUAUUUGUGUAUCCUGGUAGCUAGUACAUAGAAUACUAUGAUCAUUCAACAGAAUAUCUUAAUGUAUAUUUUAAAUUUAAUCUUUCACCUUUUUUUGUACUGUAAGUUUCAAUAGAAACUCUGUUUACAGAGUACUACAUUUUCUUUCUUCAAGAAUACACAUUUUACACAUUGAAACAAAAUACAUGUACGCAUAUAUUUUGGACCUCUAGUUUGUUAAGGAUCGAAAAAAUUAUUUGUUAUGUUUUUUGUCUUUGAGGUUGUUUUUCCUGAAUUAUAUGCAUGUAUGUUUAGUUUGUUAUGUCUGAAGGUCCAGUUAUAGUCUUUUGCUGUAUUUGUAAAGAGUGUUACUUGCAGUGUCGCACAUGGAAAGGUCUGACAGCAACCUGCGGAUGCUCAUGGGUUUCCCCCGGCCUAUGCCCGGUUUCCUCCCACCAUAAUGCUGGUCGCUGCCAUAUAAGUGAAAUAUUCUUGAGUACUGUGUAAAACACCAAUCAAGUAAAUAAAUAAACACUUGCAAUGUCUCUUUGAGUACCAUCCACCUUUCGAAAGCAGGAAUAGGUAUUUAUCGGGGAACCUCUUAUCACUUGGUUUUUUAAUUGGUGUCUGAAUAAUAUCAGUCAACACCUGAAACAGCGCGAAACUGAUGAGUAAACCAUGAAGUUCUUCAUAGACAUGCCACUGAAAGAAGUUAAAGAGACUAUACCAGAGACUUUUGACAAAAAUUGAUCAGCUCAAUUCCUUUGGAAUUUGUGUGAUUAAUUUAGAAUAGCACACACAAUCACCUUUAAAGAAAAAAAUCAUGUGAAAGAGCCUGAAAACAUAUUUGCAAAUAUUUUCUUUAAUAUUUUUUGUUUUUUUUUUUAUUACUGGAGAAAAGGGUAUUUGAAAAUACUAUUGUAUGGAGGGUAUUUGGGACUACCUUUUGGUAUAUAUCACCUUUGCAUUAUAAUUUUUCUGAAUUAAUAUGGGAUGGAUGUCUUGUAAAUUUACCUGAACGUCCAAACAUAUGCAUUUAAUCUUAUUGGUGAUAAUAUUUAUGGAUAUGUUAGGGUAUAAGUAUGAUCAAAGUCCAGAUUGAAGGCAUUUGUGAGCUCAAAAGACCAAAUUCUAGAGCAAAUAGAUUUAUUAAGCAUGUUCUACAUCCUCAUAUCAUUAUUACACAAAGACACUAUGUGCUAAGAGGUGGCCCCAAAUACCCACCAUACAAAAAUUAUUUGCUGGUAUCUUCUUCUGUAUAAAAAAAAAUCCAACAAACUACUGAAGACCACAUUUACAACUAAUUUUUCACACUCUUUCCUCAAAACUUUAUGUAAUCAGUGUUUAAUCUUAAUCUUUAUCCGCCUCGUUUGUGCACCUGUAGCCGUUCAAAAUAGUUAAUAAAGUUCAUAGCGUUUAUAAUCACUUUUUCAAACUUAAGUCAUUUUACCACUGUAAAUAGUGCAGGUAUGAGCCUGAUAUUUUCUGAAUGGCAGUAAUUUGAGCUAAGUAAAUAGAGAAAAUUUGAUUAUGGAAUAUAUAUAGUGCACACAAAAUCUUAGGUAUAACCUCUUCAAAUGUUGCCACACUUUGCUCUGUUUCCCCGUGAGACAAAGACAAAAUUUCUAUCUGUCGUUAUAUGUGUUUUACUGAGGGUUGUUGUAUCCCCCUACAUGUAGAAUUGUUCUCUUCAUAUUAAUAUAGAUUAUGCUGCUCCGGGUACAUUUGUUAAGAUUUAUACCUAUUUUCAUAAUUCCAUGGAUUUUACGACACUUGCAUGACAAGGGACAAAAUGGUACAUGUAUACAUAACGAUACUAAGCAUGUGAAUACCAUAGGUUAUGGUAUCAUAGGUGUGAUGGCGUUUCACUCCCUGCGGCUGGCUGUCGCACGUUUUACUGUGAAAGAACGCUCAUAGUAGACUGCGUAAUUUUGUGAUGAUGUCAUUCUGCAGUAUGUCUAUCACUCCUGCGAAAAUUUUAUUCAAAAUGAAUUAUUAUAUUUCGGGUUUAACCGGAGAUUAAAAUUUAAAUCUUACUGAAUCUUUGAUAUUGAUAGUUUGGAGGCCCUGUUAGCUAGGUGGAUAAAAUAAUUGGUUGAUUUCGCACAUUGCACGCAGGGAAGAAAUACAAUUGGUUUGCGUGCUGCUGUAAUGUGACUGUAUGACGUGUAAGUGUCGAUUCUGUGCACGGGGAGUCCCUUUGUCACAGGCGGGGUUCACGGGAGCCGCCAUGCCGUCAACUUGUAGGUCAUAGCUCUCCCAAAUAAUGCUAUAUGAGCCCGCGCUUUUCACUGAACACCUAGGGCCUGGGUUUAGCCUCGUGACCUCGUUAAAUACAGGAAGUAAGUUAGUCAUAAAAAUUCCCGAUUCCGAGCUUUCAUUCUGAGAUAGAAGAAAGAAGUUGUGACUGAUUUUAUGUCAUGAACUUGGUUUUAUCCAUAGAUCAUUUCAGCCUUUUAGUUCCUCCUUACAACACACAGCCCCAGCCCGGAAGAGGGCAACACGUCCAGGAAGAUUUCCGCUUGGAAAGAUGGUAUUACAGAUAUUACAAUGUUUCUAUAAUUAAACUGUUGUAGAAAUUACACACGUACAAAAAAUCGGGAUCCGUCGACAAAAUGGCAUCUAGUCCUCCGCUUAUACAAGAUGGCACUAUCUCACAGAGCACGUGGAGCGACACCGAUCACCAUGCCAACGAGUUUGAAUACAUGACAAUAGAUGAUGUAGAAACAGGUCAGCCGCAGUACUACCAUGCAAUUCUCGUCCACUCAGUUGAUGAUAUAUCCGUGGCGCUAAAUUUUGGAGAAAGAACUGAAGUCAGAAGAUCCAGUUUAAAAAUUUGCAUACCCGACAGAGACAUGUUUGCCCGGAGCUUCGACUCACUCCACAACAGCUGCGCUGAUAGCAAAAAGGUGUAAGACGUGCAUUGUUGUUUUAUCAAAGAAUUUCCUCAGAAGUCCCGGCUGUGAAUUCCAACUGAAAUUUGCUCAUGCUUUAUCUCCAGCCUACAACAAGAAGAAGAUUAUCCCCGUGAUCACGGAGACCCUGCCCCAGGGCUUUCCACCCGAGCUCUACCCCGUCAGCCCCAUAAACCUCACGAGAACCGAUCUGUACGAGUGGUCUUGGAGUAGAUUAUGCGUGGCUAUCAGAUGUCCCAUCCCACGGCUGAACCCUGAUACAAAGCUACAAGAAGAACUCAGUGGGGUCUAAUUUUAAAAGGAAACAUCCUAGAACCAUACAAUAUUGUGUUGUGUCUUCUCACCCCAGCAAUAGUCUCCACAUUAUACUCUUGUCGAUGAUACCAGUUCAAUGUUCCAUUUUUUGAUACACUAGUAGGCCCUUUAUACAUGAAAGUACGGCAAAAUUACAGUAAUCAGGGCUUAGGAAAAUACAUCAAUGGUUUGCACUAGAUCCCCUCUCAUUCAACACUAAGGAGACUAAAUGUAUGAUAAUUUUGCCACAAAAUAAAAAAUAAGCUAGCAAGUUCCUUACUUAAAAAUAUGUUGUGACGAGAUUGAAAAGACAAAUAGCACAUUAUAGAAUGCGAACAUGUUUUAAACAAUGCAUGGUGUAAAUUGGACUAAUACAAUAUCAUUCUUCAUCUGUGUACAUGUAAUUAAUAAAGCAAACUUCUUACUCUCUUAUAUUUUAAUCCAUAUAUAAAAAGGGGAAACUUAAUUACCAUGGGGAAAUAAUGUCAUAUACGUGUAUAUCUAUGUAUAUACCUAUUAGGAAUGUUAUAAAAAAUGUAUCAUUUCUUACCAUUGCCUUAUCGCACACUUACUACACAUUUCCCUUAUUUAGACUAAAACAUGGAAUUCUCCCAGUUCUAUACUGGGUUGAACAGUUUUUCAAACUGACCAUCGUACAUCGUUACCUGUUUCUCCCAAAUUAUGCCAUUAAUUCAACACGACUUCUGUAUAUGACAAUACCCACAAAUAUGACAUCAGCAGAAAUAAUGUACAUGGCAACAGAUCUUAUUAUAUAAGACAAAUGAACCGCGACGAGUACACAUGUAGUUCUGUAGACGGACGGUCUUGUUCAUGUCGUCAGUUGUCAAACUACCAACAAUGUUUCGGAGUAUUUCGAAAAAUCGAGUGUAUGUCUAUCAAAAGUUAGUGGUAAAUUCAUUUUGUUGUCCUCGGAUUAAUCUUAAAUCCUUCAUGAUUUCCUUUUUAAGCGCUUUCAUGACAAGAAUCACUCUUGUUAAUUUUUCGCUGAAUCAUUGUUUGUUGUUCCUAAAGUCUUUGAGUUUUAUUCUCCUGCAAAAUUUUGUAUAUUUUAUUUAUAUUUGGAUUAAGAAAAAUUAAUAAAAAGGUAAAAAAAUGAA